ACCGGCCGUCCGACCCUCUCAUCCACGAAGCAACGAGUCUACCCGCCCGCACGAGGGAGACACGGUAGUGAGACGAUCCGAGAAGUUCAAUUGACCGAUCCCCGACGCCGAAGAGCGAACCGUUUGCCCGCCAUGCCUCAAGAUAUGCCCCCUCGGGGCGGGUACGAGCCCGUCCAGUACAAGCGAAACCUCCCCGCCAAGGGUUUCCGCCCCGGUAUCCUCCUCCUCGGCAUGGGCGCCGUCAUGGGCUUCGGCUGGUACAAGCUGAUCCACGGCAUGCGAGAGGCCAACGAGCUCGCCCGUGAAAAGAUGUGGGCCCGCAUCAACCUCAUCCCCCUCCUCCAGGCCGAAGAGGACCGCGACCAGGUGCGACGAUACCUGGCCGACCAGAAGCGCGAGAAGGAGCUACUGGGCGACAACGCCAAGGUCUACCACAGCGACCGAUUCGUGCGGCCGACCUUUGCCGUCGUUCCCCCUCCCACCACAAACUAG
This is a messenger RNA of Fusarium keratoplasticum, 492 nucleotides long. Its product is annotated as NADH dehydrogenase [ubiquinone] 1 alpha subcomplex subunit 13. Lineage: Eukaryota; Fungi; Ascomycota; Sordariomycetes; Hypocreales; Nectriaceae. The record is from RefSeq and is a predicted model, not a curated record. The transcript has 4 exons. Bases 133 to 492 code for a protein of 119 amino acids.